CCCGUGCAGCACCGUUCUGUAAUCGUACUUUGACCCUCCUCGCUCCCACUAGCAUGUCACAAAAAAACAAGGUGGGAUCGGAAGUGUUAUGGAAAGAGGCAAAAUAAAGAAAAAACACAAAGGCACCAAUUCUGGCGGUGGGGACCAGGAGGGAAGGGAGAAAAACAUCAACAUGGCUCAGCCUGAGAAGCGUUACAAGGUGGUUUUCCCAGCAGUGAUUGCUUUGCUGGUUGCCAUUUGCGUGGCAGAAAUCCCCUCAUGCCACCCCCGGCAUAAGGCUGCAGUAGUAAAGAUGGACGAGGCCUCUCUCACUGUGAACAAUGAGCUGGACGCUGAGAUGGUUGUGAGCUGGCUAUCAGACCACUGCUAUCAGUGUGUGUACCAGCCCCUGGGUGUGGUGCCAGCGGGCCCUGGACCAGGCUUACCCAGCUCAGUGGACUUCACCGUGGGCACACAGCAUGGCAUCACCCUGCAGCUCAACAGCAGCCCAGUCAGCCUGGAACUCUGCAGGGUUCAUUACCACUUUUGGGAGCAUGGUAACUACUCUCUGUGGGUCAAGAACCUGAACGACUCCUCAGUGGUCAACUGUUCCAUGAUCACUGACACAGAAACGGUCAACAGCUACCUGCCCAUCAUGGUGGCCUUUCUGUUGUUCACGGGACUGGCUGUACUGUCUGCUAUUGGAGCUACUGUCACGGGGCUGGACGUGGUUAAAAACCUGAUGUUCCGAUUGGGCAACUCCAUGGAAACUGAGAGGCUCAUCAACUCGGACCUGGGGUUUCCAUGCAGGACGGUGGAGACGGCCACAGACACCAUCCUCCCCACCCCCGCCACCCCCAGCCGGAGGCUCCGAUCCCUGGACACUUUCAGAGGGCUGUCCCUGGUCAUCAUGGUGUUUGUGAACUACGGAGGAGGGAGGUACUGGUUCUUCAGACACGAGAGCUGGAACGGACUCACAGUUGCUGAUUUGGUCUUUCCCUGGUUUGUGUUCAUCAUGGGCACAUCUAUAUCCCUGUCUGUCAGCUCAGCCCUGCGAUGUGGUUUGUCACGUUUCUCUCUGUUCACCAAGGCAGUUUGGAGGAGUGUUCAGCUCUUCCUCAUAGGACUCCUCAUCAUCAACCCCAACUACUGCCAGGGACCACUAUCAUGGGACUCCCUGCGUAUCCCUGGCGUGCUUCAGCGUCUGGCCUUCUCCUAUCUAGUGGUGGUCUCUCUGGACCUCUGUGUGGCCUGGAACAGCCUGGACAACCUUCCUGUGGAUGCUUGGUGGUACUCUGCUCGUGAGUUCCUGCUCUACUGGCCAGCCUGGCUGUGUGUGGUCGUCUUGGAAACCGUGUGGCUCUGUCUCACCUUCCUGCUCCCUGUUCCUGACUGCCCAAGUGGUUAUUUGGGCCCGGGUGGUAUUGGGGACAUGGGCCAGUACCCAAACUGCACUGGGGGAGCAGCUGGAUAUGUAGACCGUUGGCUACUGGGAGAGAACCACAUCUAUCAAACACCUUCCUCGCGGGUGAUCUACAAGUCUCACCUGCCCUUUGAUCCAGAGGGAGUCCUUGGCAGCAUCAACUCUGUCCUCAUGGCUUUCCUGGGACUACAGACAGGAAAGAUUCUCCUCCACUACAAGGACCAGCACUCCAGUAUAAUGGCCCGGUUCCUCAUAUGGAGCCUGGUUCUGGGAAUCACAUCAGCCGUUCUGACCAAAUGUUCACUAAAUGAAGGCUUCAUCCCCAUCAACAAGAAUCUAUGGUCUCUCUCCUACGUGACCACCCUGGCGUGUUUUGCCCUGCUGCUCCUGGUGUUGAUCUACUACACAGUAGAUGUGAAGAGGUGGUGGUCUGGGGCGCCCUUCUACUACCCCGGUAUGAACUCCAUCCUGGUGUACGUGGGCCACGAGGUCCUAGAGGAGUACUUCCCGUUUCGCUGGCGCAUGGCCGACAGCCAAUCCCACGCAGAGCACCUGACCCAGAACCUAUUGGCCACUUCCUGCUGGGUCCUCAUCUCCUUCCUGCUGUACCGGAAGAACAUCUUCUGGAAGAUCUAGAGGGCCAGGACGCGUUUCAAAGUGUCUUUCUUCAAGUCCUCUAAAGAUUUAGGGGGAAGGUCUGAAGGGGCCGGGCUGCGUCUCAUAAGUAUUUUCUCAGGUCUUUCUGAAGGAUCUUACUCUCCUCAAUUCCUUGUGUCCUUCAACCAACGAUCCACUCACUGGGAGAUGUUGAGCUGGGCCGUAUCUCAACAGUCUCCUCAAUUCCUUGUGUCCUUCAACCAACGAUCCACUCACUGGGAGAUGUUGAGCUGGGCCGUAUCUCAACAGUCUCCUCAAUUCCUUGUGUCCUUCAACCAACGAUCCACUCACUGGGAGAUGUUGAGCUGGGCCGUAGCUCAAUAGUCUCCUCAAUUCCUUGUGUCCUUCAACCAACGAUCCACUCACUGGGAGAUGUUGAGCUGGGCCGUAUCUCAAUAGUCUCCUCAAUUCCUUGUGUCUUUGAGGAUCUUUCGUCUGUGUUGCAUUUCACUUGUCUUUCAUCAAUUCCUUGUAUCCUUUCUCCAGCUUCCUUUAAAAAAAAAAGGGAAUAGUGUAAAGCGUUUCCUCUCCUUGUUUCCUUUCCUCGUGUGCUCUCCUUGCAUGACGCUGAUGUUUUUGAGAAGGGAACAUAAUCACUCAGGAAAAGGCUGGUCUGGGAUUGUAUACAAGAGACACGGAAACUCUAGAAACCACGAUUACCAUUUUUCUGCUCAUCAAAUCAAAUGUUACUAGUCACAUGCGCCGAAUACAACAGGCGUGGUGGACUUUACCGUGAAAUGUUUACGUACGAGCCCGUAACCAAAAAUACAGUUCAAGAAAGUAGAGUUGAUGGAAACAAUGCUACAGGCUCUGGUCUACGCUACACUGUAACUACGGACACACAGGUCAGAGGUCACUGGGAUGUGGGAUCAAACUGGACUUCACAAAAACAAAAACAAAUGGAGCGUACAGCCAAUCCGGUAUGGAAUAGUGUACCAUGGAUAAUACACAUGAGUUUUACGAGCACCUGUUCUCUUGGGACUGAAACAACCAAUGCCAGACAGUUGUACGAGCACCUGUUCUCUUGGGACUGAAACAACCAAUGCCAGACAGUUGUACGAGCACCUGUUCUCUUGGGACUGAA
This is a messenger RNA of Oncorhynchus gorbuscha (pink salmon), 3143 nucleotides long. Its product is annotated as heparan-alpha-glucosaminide N-acetyltransferase-like. Bases 89 to 2038 code for a protein of 649 amino acids. The transcript has 17 exons. The record is from RefSeq and is a predicted model, not a curated record. NCBI's taxonomy places the organism in Eukaryota, Metazoa, Chordata, Actinopteri, Salmoniformes, Salmonidae.